Messenger RNA from Abrus precatorius (Indian licorice), 784 nucleotides. RefSeq lists its product as uncharacterized. NCBI's taxonomy places the organism in Eukaryota, Viridiplantae, Streptophyta, Magnoliopsida, Fabales, Fabaceae. The transcript has 3 exons. The record is from RefSeq and is a predicted model, not a curated record. Bases 69 to 659 code for a protein of 196 amino acids.
UUGAUUACCUGCCACCCUAAAUCCUCCGAUCCAAACGGAUAACAUAGUCAUAUUCAUUACUAACCCACAUGGCUGCCAUACCCCUCCUUUCACCACCCACCACCGCCACAAAGACCACCGUCAGCCACCACUCCCCCCACCCCUCCUCUGCAUCCUUCUUCCCCACCACCAAGUCCAACCCCCACCGUCGAAUCAGCAGGCUCCGUGUGUCCUCUCCCCCCAACCAACCCGUCUCCACCACCCCGCCCUCGACCGCCGCAAAAUCCGCCGGAGAAACCGUCUUCUUCGACGGCGGGGCCCACUACGGCGACCUCCUGGCGAACCUCCUCCUGGGUUUCACCCUGUUCUGGCUUCCCCUGACCCUUGCGGCAGUAUCAAGGGCCUUGUUCCUGCGCUACAGGUUCACCGACCUGAGGGUGACCGUGAUAUCGGGGCUGACGGGUGAAGACCGAAGCGAUUUCUCUUACAAAGUGAUAAAAGACGUGCAGGUUGUUCCGCGCUUCAUUGGGGAGUGGGGUGACAUUAUCAUCACCCUUAAAGAUGGCACCAAAGUGGACCUAAGGAGUGUACCCAAAUUCAGAGACAUCGCAAAGUAUUGCCUCUCCAAGGCCCAGAAACCCACCGUUUUGCAAGACACCAGACCUAAUAAAGCCUUUUAAGUUCAUCACCCUUUCACAUUCUUUUUUGCUGCACAAUCUUCUUCUGUCUUACAGGUAUUUAUUUAUUUUUGUUUUAUAAUUGUAUACCCAUGUAAAUUGAUCGUUAUACACUUUCCACCUUUUCC